UGGAGACUGCCACCUCACUAGCCACUCCAGAAUCGGACUGACCAACCACAGCCGAUGCUGUCUCAGCCGUGACGUCACUACAGCAGGAAACGACCACAUGGGUGCAUAGUCCAUGGUCGACACCGACCAAUGGAGGCCGAUGAAAUGUUCGUCUAGCAUUUACGAAAGUAUAAGCAGCCAUCAAUAUGUGUCAUCUUUGUUUUGUUUUUAAACCUUUGCUUUUGUACUGAGAUUAUAAUUGGAGGUUCUCGUUGAUUUCUCGAAGCUAAAAAGCAAUCAACCACGAUGCUUGAGUUAAGCGUUCGCGUUUCCCAUGGUUUCAUACAGAAACACAGUCUUUCCAUUUAUGUUCUCGUAUUUCAGGGCCCGAUGACUGUGAAUUUGACUUUGAUGGCAUGUGUCACUGGAAAAAUGAUCCAAAUAAUCCAUCAAACUUCAACUGGGAGCGAAACACUGGCAGCACCCUAUCAAGCAAGACAGGACCAUCCGGGGACCACACGUCAGGUUCAGGCCACUACCUAUUCGUGGAAACUAGUGGCAUUAGUGCAGGCGAGAAGGCGAAAUUACUCAGCCAAACCUUCCCAGCAACUGGAGGUCGAUGUCUGACAUUUUGGUACCACAUGUAUGGCGAAGGGAUGGGAGAGUUGAAUGUGUAUAUCAAGCCUGUCACGGGUAGCCUGAGGAAAGUUUGGUCCCUGUCCGGCGAUCAAGGAGAUCAGUGGAAAAUGGCUCAAGUUACUCUUAAUAGCAGUUCUUUAAAAUAUCAGGUGAAUUUACGGGACCCUGGAAAGUUUCGAUCAAAGUCCGAAAAUAUCGCACUUCUUUGCUGAAUUCGUGGGGAGGGGGGCCGGGACUACCAUAUGAAGAGGUCGAGGAUAAUCUUCGUCUUGCUUAUGGGCAUAAAUCGAGGACUAUGGUCUAACAUAGGGUGUUCAUAACUGACGAAACGCCAUUAUUUUUAGCUGUCAAAGUAUCUUGUAGGGUGUACUCAACGAAAUAAUG
Messenger RNA from Orbicella faveolata, 1002 nucleotides. Its product is annotated as meprin A subunit alpha-like. The record is from RefSeq and is a predicted model, not a curated record. Gene Ontology annotation, cellular component: membrane. NCBI's taxonomy places the organism in Eukaryota, Metazoa, Cnidaria, Anthozoa, Scleractinia, Merulinidae. Gene Ontology annotation, biological process: proteolysis. Gene Ontology annotation, molecular function: metalloendopeptidase activity; zinc ion binding.